UGGUCAAAGGCCAGCUCAGCACGGGCUGAGUGUGGAACUCUCCACACUGGGAUGGUGAGUGGUGGUUUGGGAGGUGAGGAUGCUGGGGCUGAGAUCAAACACGACCUCGCCCCCAGCACUCUCUGACAGCAGGAAUCCUCCUGGGAAUGAUCCCAGAGGAUUCCAGGCACCCCCUCCCUUUGCUGCCUUGCAGAGGUCUCCAAGAGGGAGGAGGUGGAGGCCGUGACCAUCAUCGAGACCCCCCCGAUGGUGGUGGUGGGGGUCGUGGGCUACAUCGAGACGCCCAAGGGCCUGAGGAAUUUCAAGACUGUUUUUGCUGAGCACAUCAGCGAUGAGUGCCGGCGGCGCUUCUACAAGAACUGGCACAAGAGCAAGAAGAAGGCGUUCACCAAGUACUGCAAAAAAUGGCAGGACGAGGCUGGCAAAAGGCAGCUGGAGAAGGAUUUUGCAGCCAUGAAGAAGUACUGCAAGGUCAUCCGUGUCAUUAUGCACACACAGAUGAGGCUGCUCCCGCUGAGGCAGAAGAAGGCCCACAUCAUGGAGAUCCAGCUGAACGGGGGGACAGUGCCUGAGAAGGUCGACUGGGUCCGGGAGAGGCUGGAGAAGCAGAUCUCUGUGCACAGCGUCUUCAGCCAGAACGAGAUGAUCGAUGUCAUCGGCGUCACCAAGGGCCACGGCAUGAAAGGGGUGACCAGCCGCUGGCACACCAAGAAGCUGCCCAGGAAGACACACAAGGGCCUGCGGAAGGUGGCCUGCAUCGGGGCCUGGCACCCGGCCCGCGUGGGCUACUCCAUCGCCCGCGCUGGCCAGAAGGGCUACCACCACCGCACCGAGAUCAACAAGAAGAUUUACCGCAUUGGCCACGGGAUCCACGUGGAGGACGGCAAAGUGGUGAGGAACAACGCCUCGACGCACUACGAUAUCACCGAGAAGACCAUCACGCCUCUGGGUGGUUUCCCUCACUACGGGGAGGUCAACAACGACUUCCUCAUGCUGAAGGGCUGCGUGGUGGGCACCAGGAAGCGCGUGCUCACCCUGCGCAAGUCCCUCCUGGUGCACACGAGCCGCCGGGCCCACGAAGCCAUCGAGCUCAAAUUCAUUGACACCACUUCCAAAUUCGGCCACGGCCGCUUCCAGACAGCUCAGGAGAAGAGAGCUUUCAUGGUGAGUUCCUCGGGCUGCCUCAGGAGGCCACAGCAACUGACUGGCUCCAACCAAGCUUCUUCCAGGUGUCCAUGGGCAGGGAGGUGGAACUGGAUGAGUUUUGUGUCCCUUCUGACCCAAACCAUCCCAGGAUUCUCUGAUUCCAUGAUUCUGUGGUGUGUUUCUUGAUACAACAACAGCCAAGGGAAUGCUGGUGACUCUCUUGCCUAAAGGCAGCCAUGAAUUCAGUGCACAGAGCAGAAAUGAUGCUAAGGAAGAACAGGAUGGUUGUGUGAGUGAUCCAAGGCAACUCAACCAGCAAAUAAAAGACCAUAUGGGCAACCAGUUCCCAUUCACCAUGGGAAGUUUUAAACAAGCAGUUAACUUGGCAGGCACUGUCCUGGCCAUAUGGUGCCUUUCACUUGGGAUUGUGCACUGCUUUGAUUUGUUUGGAAUGAUUCAUAGCUUUAAUGUUCUCAGAGGAUAAAAAGUUUGGGUCAAAUUCAGAUGCAAAUUUGUGUUGCUUUUGUCAGAAGCUUUCAAGAAGGCCAAGCAGUGUAUUUUUCUUAAAUCCAGGGCAAAUAUAAUAUAAUUAAAUAAUCCAAACACAGCAGUUUCCUGAAUAGUUUUUCAGCCUUCACCAGGCUGGUGUGAGUCUGAGUCUGAAGCGGAGGAAGCACUGAGUAAACCAGGAGAGGGAGAAGGAGAAGGGAAAAAAACAACUCCCUGUGUCCUACGCAGACACAAACUGGGUCUGGAUCUGGCCUGUCAGCCAGAAAUGCCAUGUGAAGCUGGCUAAGCCUCCUUAGAGCUGGCAGGGGGAUUGGUUAGGCACUGCCUUUGCAGAGCUCUUUAGAGGUUAAGCCGAUUUCCUUCAGCUCAGUGUCAGCAGCCUGUUGUGUCACUGCCAGCCCUGAGCUGCUGUGACGAGGAGCUCGGUGACAGGAGGAGGAUUGACCUGGCUGCAGCUCUUUUCUUUGCCAUUUUGCCCCAUGGAUUCUGUGGCAAAACAUCACAUUUGUCUGGAAGUUGAGGGACAUAAGGAAUUCCUGCCACCUGCUCCCAUAGGAUUGAUUUGCUGUGGGAUAAGUCCAUUUUUAAUCUGCUGGCCCGAGCUGCCUUUCUGGCUGCCACAGCCCAGACACAACCAUGCAGGCCAGGUCUGUGUGUCCCUAAAUCCCAACUCUCCUCUCUGCUCUCUUCCAGGGCCCCCAGAAGAAGCAUUUGGUGAAGGAGAAGCCAGGAGUGCAGGAAGAGCUCUAAGGACAGAGGUCCAAGGCUGCCUGGCUGGGCACUUGCAAUAAAGGGGCUCCAAGCCAAGCCUGCUCCUCUCUCCUCCUGGAGGGGUCUCCUGCCUGUUCUCAGGCUCCUCAGCAGGUGGGGAUGGGGAAAGUGGCAUUUGGGACUGGCCCACGUGGACAGGGACUCACUGGGACAGCCAAGGGCCUGCUGUGCCCUCUGGAUCCCCCCUUUCCUUUCCUCUGAGAAUUUUUCCCUCUCACCCAAAUCACCACGGAGCCUCCCCUCCCUCUCACCCAGCAGAGAGCAGAGCACGUUCCAGCACUUCUGCCCCAGUUUCCACUGGGAAUACUGGGCAUUCCCAGGACCUGGCCCUGCCCAG
Molecule: messenger RNA, 2764 nt
Organism: Passer domesticus (house sparrow)
Lineage: Eukaryota; Metazoa; Chordata; Aves; Passeriformes; Passeridae
Gene: RPL3L
Product: ribosomal protein L3 like
Exons: 7
Coding region: 247-1332 (361 amino acids)
Biological process (GO): translation
Cellular component (GO): cytosolic large ribosomal subunit; ribosome
Molecular function (GO): structural constituent of ribosome; RNA binding
Source: RefSeq, a predicted model, not a curated record